Messenger RNA from Acanthosepion pharaonis, 534 nucleotides. NCBI's taxonomy places the organism in Eukaryota, Metazoa, Mollusca, Cephalopoda, Sepiida, Sepiidae. The record is from the annotation of a GenBank genome assembly.
AUGUUUUUUCAUACAGAAACUUAUUCAUUUUUCCUUCAUUUCUCUUUUAUUAUAUCUUUCUUUCAUCAGUCUUUAUGCAACUUCAUUCCUUAUAUACCUCAUUUUCAAUUGAAAAAGACUCCCACCCUUUUUUUUUUAUCCUCAUUUUCACCAGUUUUCUUAAUUUAUCUUGCUUUUCCUUUUUUUCCUCACUCACUUUUUCUCCUUUUCAAGUUGUUAUUAACUUUCUCAUCUUUGAAUAACCAGAAGAUUACAACAAAAAGAAAAAAGAAAAGAGGAGAAGACUCCUCCCUCACAGAAAAGAAACCUGCAGUUGAUCACUUAAAUUUAAUCUUUUUUUUGUUGUUGUUGUUCACAAAUUUCUUCAUUUUAUUCUUUUCUUCUUCUGCUUCAUUAUUUCUUCAUUCAUUUGAUUACUUUUCUUUAUUGCCUUUUCUUUUUUUUUCAUUCUUUUUCUUGCUUUUAUUUCUUUCAUCCAUUCUUUCCGUUCGUAUUUCUUUUGUAUCAUCCUUUCCAACAUUGAUUUUUUUUUAA